This is a messenger RNA of Raphanus sativus (radish), 2300 nucleotides long. RefSeq lists its product as uncharacterized. The record is from RefSeq and is a predicted model, not a curated record. The coding region runs from base 897 to 2138 and encodes 413 amino acids. The transcript is spliced from 6 exons. NCBI's taxonomy places the organism in Eukaryota, Viridiplantae, Streptophyta, Magnoliopsida, Brassicales, Brassicaceae. Gene Ontology annotation, molecular function: zinc ion binding; nucleic acid binding.
GACCCGGUUUUUAUAAACCAGAAUUAAAAUUCUGGUUAAUUAUUUAUUUGGGUUAAACCAGCUUAAAUCAUUAAUCAUCAAUGGUUUAGUAAACCGGGUAUACUUAUAUAUUAAUUAUAAGUAUUACUUUCUUCUUAAAACCUAAAAUAAAAAGAGAAGCAGCGCAGCCAUUCUUCAUCACCAGCAUCUCUGGCCAUCUCCACGUUCUUCUCUCUCUUAGCGGGUUCAACGAUCAUAAUUGACCUUCAUCUUCCUGGAGAGUUGUUCUGCAUAACACAUUUGAGACCAGUAUUGAGGAAAUUCGGGAAUGGAUUAUCAAAUCAUGGAAUUUUGAUGCCAAAUUUUCGUGAGCGAAUCCACAAACAGUCAACUUCAUCAACGUUUUCCCGUUUAUCCAGACUGACAUAGAAAACGAGCGAGAUACCAUUGGAAAGGUCUCGUUCUCAGCUUUCCGAAUCAUCUUUUAGAUCGUCAAACCGAGUUGACCGCAUCUUCCGUUGUUCAUCUCGGUCAGUGGCUAAGGUGAGACCGACAAGUAUGAGAUUGGUCGGACAACUGGUGUUUCUAGGCGUUUUCAUUUGUUUUAUUCUCAGACUUAUAUUUUAUUAUUUCUGGCGAUUAUUUCAGUACUUCAGUUACGGAGAUUUUAUGAUUAUUUAUUAUUAUUAUUUUUAUUAUUUAAUUUGGAGAAUGCGGGUGUGACAAUUUGGUAUCAGAGCACGGUUGUGUCUCGGCCCUGACCCGGGACGCCGGUUAGGGGACCUGAUUUUCAAAGAUAUAAAAUGUUUUCAAUGAUUUUUAAAACUUAGAAGCACCAUUCUGUCCGACAUUGUUCCGUCAAUCGUUAAUGAUUUGGUUAAUGAGAAAGUUGACUGUUUUGCCAUCUUCUAUUUCAGAUGCCCCCAAAGAGAGGAACUAAGCGUACUCGCACCGUGAGAGCCAGAGUUGAUGCUCGCGAGGUUGUAGAUGACCAGGCUCCACCAGUGGAUGUUCAGACAGAAGGUGUGCCGCCAGUAGCCCCACUGAUUGAUCAGGCUGCACUCAUGCAGAUGGUUCAGGCAGCAGCUACGCAAGCUGCUCAGGCUGCCAUUCAGCAGGUUACCCAGGAAGCAGCUCGGGUUGCUGCACAGGAAGCUGCUCGAGUAGCCGCACAGGAAGUUACCCGUCAGUUGGCUGCUGCUCAGAUUCCAGCACCACAGAUUCCUCAGGUCCCAGGGCAGCAGAUUCCAGGCCAGCAGAUUCUGCCACCUCCACUGCCACUACCACAGGUUUAUCCAGUUCAUGAUGAGAGGUUUUACCGGCUCACAAGUAUGAUGAAGAACAUGGGUAUGGAGCAUUUUGUAGGAACAUUGGACCCUACAGCCGCUUAUGAUUGGAAGCUGAGUCUACAACGGAAGUUGGAGAAUAUUGACUGCCCCCCAGAGUUUAAGCUUAGAUUGGCUAUGCAGUACUUGCGUGGAGAUGCAUUGGUAUGGUGGGAGGGAGUGCGAUUAAACCGUGGGCCUGACAUUCUCACUUUUGCAGAUUUUAUUGAGGAGUUUGAUAGGAAGUAUUUUCCAAAGGAAGCUAUGGAUAGAAAGAAGAGGGACUUCGAGCAUGUGAGCCAGGGAGACUUGUCGAUCAAGCAGUAUGAGGUUAAGUUCAACCAGCUUCGCAGGUUUGUUGGAGGUGGUAUUCCUGAAGAGGAGUUGAUCAGGAAAUUUUUGGAUGGGAUGCGUUUGGAGUUUCGCAACAGGUGUAAUGUCGUCACUUACUACAGAUUGGGAGACUUGGUGGAGAAAGCAGCUGAACAGGAAGCAGGUUGGAUAGAGGAGCAGAAACUUCUCAAAUCAGUUCAGACCAAGUCUGGAAAGACUACAGAGUCUCAGAAGAAGACAUGGGACCAGCAAGAGACACUGAGUUGUGCUCGUUGUCAUCAUCAUCAUAAUGGAGAGUGCAUAAGGUGUCAUUCAUGUGGACGGACAGGUCACAUGUCGAGAAAUUGCCGGUUUAAACCAAUAAACUCAGAUUUUGAGAGGCAGGUUGUUGCACAAGACAAGUCAUCUAAGGAUUGCUAUGGUUGUGGUCAGCCAGGUCAUAUGUUGAGGGAUUGCCCGACGAGGGAACAUGCAGAAGAUUUAUCGCCGCCUAAGCGCUAAACCAUCGAUCAACGAUUUUAUGCUACACGACAUUAAGAGGGAGUGAGCCGUGAGCCAGUAUGCAUCUUUGUUAUUUGCAAUUUUUGUGGUUUAGUACGUUGACGUUCCUUGUGAAAGCUUGCUUGUUAAUUGGUAAACUCAUAUAUGGUCGUUUUUAGUUCA